Molecule: messenger RNA, 1133 nt
Organism: Diospyros lotus (date-plum)
Lineage: Eukaryota; Viridiplantae; Streptophyta; Magnoliopsida; Ericales; Ebenaceae
Product: nudix hydrolase 15, mitochondrial-like
Exons: 6
Coding region: 81-812 (243 amino acids)
Biological process (GO): coenzyme A catabolic process
Molecular function (GO): coenzyme A diphosphatase activity; acetyl-CoA hydrolase activity
Source: RefSeq, a predicted model, not a curated record
GCCGGGUCCGCCCCCACAGGCCACUGCCCUGUUUUACAUGCCUAGAUUUGCACGUUCAAUCAUUGAUCUCCAAGCUCGCCAUGAAGUCAGAAAACUAUUUUCAUGGAUCCCAAGGCCUCGGCAUCUUAGCUCGACGGCUACAACAGUACAAACCCACUCCAACAUUCACUGACGUUGAAGCGCCUAAAGUCCCGGCGGGAUCUGUGGAAUCUGCAAACCCAGUUAUCCAACAACCCCAAAGAGUCGGAUCCGGUAGAGCCGCUGUUCUGAUCUGUCUCUUUGAAGGCGACGAUGGCGAUCUUCGUGUCAUUCUCACCAAGCGGUCUUCUAGGCUCUCCACUCACUCAGGUGAGGUUGCAUUGCCAGGGGGAAAAGCAGAGGAGGGAGAUGCAGAUGAUGUCGAAACGGCGAUUCGGGAAGCUAAGGAGGAGAUAGGGUUAGAUCCUUCUCUAGUGAAUGUUGUGACAGUCCUUGAACCGUUCUUGUCUAAGUAUUGCAUCAGAGUAACUCCUGUCAUUGGUAUACUUUAUGACAAAAGGGCAUUCAGUCCUACUCCAGAUGUUGCUGAAGUGGAAGAAGUAUUUGAUGUUCCCUUGGAGAUGUUUAUAAAGGUUGAAAAUUGGAGAGCAAACGAGAUAGAGUGGAUGGGUGCGAAGCACCUGCUUCAUUACUUCGACUAUGAAACAGAUAGUAAAGAGUUUGUGAUAUGGGGCUUAACUGCUAGGAUUUUGAUUAGGGCAGCAUCAAUCGUGUACCAAAGACCACCGGCUUUUCUGGAUCAGAUAUCCAAAUACAAGAUGUCGAAGUUAUGAAGAAGGUGCCGCUCAUAAAUUUUGGGGUCGAUGACACAACUGCUCUAGUUUCCAUUAGGCAGAGCUCCCUUCAGGACCCCUUCAAAGUUAAGGAAAGCUAUAUCAAUAUCAUGACAGGCCACGACAAGCUCUGGAUUCAUGUACAUCUGGGGGAAAGUGAUGGCAUAACAUCCCGGGCCUCCUGAAGUUCCAUGUUGAAGAAACAUAAUUGUAUUUGUUUAGAAACAUCUUGUUUAUGUACGAAUACGUCUGUACUAUGCAUUAGCAGAACAGAAGUAUUGAAAUGCCAAUAAUGAAAUUUUUGUCCCUAUGGGAUUUCCA